Mercenaria mercenaria is the source of this 4682-nucleotide messenger RNA. RefSeq names its product beta-hexosaminidase-like. The transcript has 9 exons. Gene Ontology annotation, biological process: ganglioside catabolic process; carbohydrate metabolic process; glycosaminoglycan metabolic process. Gene Ontology annotation, molecular function: polysaccharide binding; beta-N-acetylhexosaminidase activity. The coding region runs from base 185 to 2764 and encodes 859 amino acids. The record is from RefSeq and is a predicted model, not a curated record. Lineage: Eukaryota; Metazoa; Mollusca; Bivalvia; Venerida; Veneridae. Gene Ontology annotation, cellular component: membrane.
CAGUAUUUAUUACUUAUUUAGGUAAUUAACCUAUCCCUGUAUUCGUGCUGUGUCCGUUCGGUUGAGUCUGAACUAACGUCUUAUUUAAUGUCUUCCGUGACAAGAAAAUGAAACAAUACAUGUCUUACUUCAGUUAGAAUGCGGACAUACAUUAUAGUUCAUAUUUGUGAAUAUUGAAAAAAAAAUGAAGUGGACUGUACAGAUUUCAUUCUUUCUUUACGUGGCCCUUCAACUGGCACAUUGCCUCACACAGCCGGAGCUGAAUUAUAUUGGCGACAACUUAGACGUGAGGGUGAAAUUAACUGACAACCUUAAGUACGAUGGCAAGAAACACACUAUGAUCAUAACGUUAACAAACAGAGGAGACCGGUCCAUGAACAUGCGCAAUGUUGAAAUGUUCUUUCAUAGUUUCUUUAUGGUGGAACCGGACUUUCUGCCCGACCCUCGGGGUUAUAGGUUAGAUCCCUAUAAUAUAAGGCUGCAUCAUGUGAACGGGAUGUUAUUCCGCGCAGAGUUUCUGCUCAGGUUUGGUUUGUUGCUGCCCAACGAGCCUAGGGAAAUUAAACUUACCAUUCAAGACUGGGCUGUUUCAAAGACUGAUGUGCCAAAUAACUGGUACAUUACCUCAAAUGGUUUGAAUCCCAAAACUCUAGUAGCUACCUCAGUUGAAGACCAGUCUUUUGUAGAAGAAUUCACGGACCCAAAUCAGUAUAAGCGAUACCGCAACGACCAGUAUAGCCCGUUUUCACCUUUAGAACGUUUUGACAACAUUAAGGGUAAUGAUUUAGGGAACCGAGCCGUGGGUUAUGCUGUACUUCCGACACCAAGAGAGGUCGCCUAUGAUACAGCAAGACCUGUUAGGAUGGACAAUACAUGGACCGUGUCUGCUUCACCGAGUCUUGCAAAUGAAGCUACCUUCCUUGGAGAAAAACUUGGCAUACCGGCUAUUGAAAGACCAACUGCUACAAAGGCUAUCAUUCUGGAGACAGGAAGUACCGGUUACCUUGACGAGGACUCUUACGUCAUCAAAACUUUAGAUUGUGCUGACGUCAUUUCCAUAAAGGGCCGGGGACCGUCAGGUGUUUUCUACGGUAUUCAGACUUUACUAAGUCUUCUUACAAACAAUGGUACUAUCGGCUUUAGACCUCUUCCGGGCAUUCAUAUCAUUGAUGUACCAAGGUUCGAAUAUCGAGGUGUCCACCUUGACGUUGCCCGGAACUUCCAACCUAAGGAAACAGUGAUGGACUUAGUAGACACAAUGGCGCAGUACAAGCUUAACAAGCUCCACCUCCAUCUCUCUGACGACGAAGCAUGGCGACUAGAGGUUCCUCAGCUUCCGGAGUUAACAUCCGUUGCUGGUCGUAGAUGCCACGAUCUGGAAGAGAAGAUCUGCCUCAUCCCUCAACUGGGAUCUGGACCUCUACCCCGAGCACCAGGUUCGGGAUAUUACAGGAGGGAAGAUUAUAGAGACAUUUUACGACAUGCCGCAAAAAGACACGUGGAAGUUAUCCCAGAAUUCCAAAUGCCAUCCCACGCGCAUGCGGCAGUUAAAGCUAUGGAGGAACGCUUUAGAAGGAAAAAUGAUAUCGAUCACUUACUGACAGAUUUAGAAGACAAUUCUAAUUACCUCUCGGUACAGAUGUUCUCGGAUGACGCCAUGAAUCCAUGCAUCGAAUCCACGUACAACUUCAUGAAAACUGUGAUUCAAAGCAUCAAAAAUAUGCAUAUUGGCAUAACACCACUUCAGAUCUUCAAUUUAGGAGGCGAAGCUGUACCGGAAGGAGCAUGGGUAAAUUCUACGGCAUGUCGUAAAGCUUUCCCUAACGUGGCUCCGGAAGAUUUGCCAGUAUAUGCUAAAGCCUAUUUUAUGAGUCGUCUGGCAAAACUGGUAAUUGUGGAGGAGGGACUGAGGUUGGCAGGAUAUGAAGACGCGUUUUUCCUGAAUGGGGAGCCUCUUCCAGGAGGAUCAGAGAAUCUUCUGGUGUAUCCAUACCAAAAUGUUUGGGAGUGGGGACUGGCGAACAGAGCUUAUAAACUUGCCAACGCCGGAUAUCCUGUUGUACUGUCACCAGUCACCCACCUUUCAUUUGACCACCCGUACGAGCCAGAUCCAAAUGAAAGGGGUCUUUAUUGGGCAUCGAGGUAUCUGGAUACCUACAAGGUAUUUACGCUUCGACCCGACAAUCUGUAUAAUAAUAUUGACGUCAAACGAUCUGGAGAAGUCCUCACACGUCAGGACGUUUGCGGCGUCAAUGACGUCAAAUGUGAUCCCCUUCUUAAACCGGACAAUAUUAAAGGUAUUCAGUCGUUCGGAUGGACAGAACUUAUAAAAGACAAAGAUACACUACAGUUUAUGAUGUUUCCACGUAUUAUAGCCCUGGCAGAAAGGGCGUGGCAUAGAGAUGCAUUUGAGAACACGACUGCGCAGCCGCGACGGGAAUAUGAAAUGUUUUCUAACAAAAUUGGGUAUCGAGAACUGCCGAGACUCGACAGAGCAGGGGUGAAAUACCGAAUACCUCCACCUGGUGUUGCUAUCGGGACAAAUAACAACCGGGACUUCCAAGUAACGAUGAAAUCCGAGUUUCCAAAUCUACCUCUUCAGUACAGCUUUGAUGGCGGUGUCACGUGGAUGGACUAUACUAGUCCAUUCUUACUGAAAGAUGUGAAUCAAGUCGUUCAUUUGAGAUCUUUAUCUACCGAUGGACUUCGCUCAAGCAGAAUCACGAAGUUUGCAAUUAAUGAAAUCAUCGGAAAGAAGAAAUAAGAAAAAGCAGUAUUUUGAUAUAAAUUCCGUGUUUUUUUUUAGUUUUAUGUUUAGUUUUAUGUAAUGAUUCUAAUUUACAGACAAAUCUUUUAGAAACCAGUUUACAAGUGUAGUAUAAAUUUUUUGUAACAUGUUUUUCGUCUGAAUUUCGGGGAAUUUUACAGAGCAUAAACCCCAAAAAUAAUUGUUUUACUAAUAUGAAUCUACAAUUUAUUAAAUGCGGAAGAAUAUGUAACAAACAGACACCCUCUAUGUAUUACGUCAAACAGAAUACAGAAUCUAGUUAUGAUGUGCUUAGUGACGUCAUACUGAAUUAUUAAGGAGGUGGACCCGUAGUGACACUCGCCAGUUCCCGUGUGAAUACGUCUUCUCGUCAAGCAAUUCGGCGUUCUUCGGAUGUGAGUAUAGCGCAUGCGCAGAUGGAUUUCCAUAGGAACCGGAGAAUGCCGAUGUAGCAUAUGGAGAAUAUGUAAUAUUCCGAUUGUCAGUACGGUCCACUUCCUGAAAGAGAAAGAAUUCCCUAACAAAUACAUACGUAAGCAAUCAUUGAUAGAAAUUUCUGUAAAUGUCUGGUUUUUAAAAGAAUUUAACUAAUAAAUCAGUUUGUAGCUCUAAGCAAUUUCAAAGGGAUUCAAUACUUAAUGAUAAUAAUAUUUUCUCAUUAGGAUUAUCUGCGUAGCAAAACCUUUUAUGAGUUUUCCUGAUUCUAGGGAAGAAAAAAAAUUAAAUGUGAAAUCACGUGAUCAAAGAAGUCGAGAGAAAAUGAGCAUUAGAUCCCAUCUUAAAAUAUUAAUGUGGAAAAUAUACAUGUCUGAUGUUAGAAAAUAAUUUUAUUACUUUACAUAUUUCAGACAAAUGGCAAAUUAAAUAUAAUGUCAUCUUAAAAUUCAUCCCGUUAACAUGGCAGACAUUCCUUCAAGUUUUACAAUCUGUAUUAUUUGUGACAUGAUAUAAACUCAACCAGGAUAUAGAGGAUACUACACGAGUGUCUAUUGAAUUUAUUAAACGAGUUGAAUAAAAUGCUAAAAUGUGAGGCUCUGUCGAUUAUCAAUUUAAAAAUAUCAAUUUUAUUCAACGAGUUCAAUAAAUCAAUGUGAAAAGUCACAAAUGUAAUAUUCUUUUUAUCAUAUGUUAGCUUUUCCUGUCAUCAACAUCAAAUAUUCUACUUUCUUUAACUGUUAUUAACAAGUCAGUCUGACCAACAUUUCCAAUACUUUAAACGACGUCGACGUCAAAGCUUUAUUACACUAGUGUAUUGUCAAUUUAAAGUAAUGGCUUCGACGUCAAACAUGUGAUAAAAUAUGUUUUAUUCAAUAAUUUGUCUGACACUUUCUACCUCGUCAUUACCAUACUGCAGUAAUUUGUACAUUUUGAAUUAUAACUCGAACCAAUCAAAGGAGAUAUUUGAGUAUUAAUGUAAAAUAUAUGAGUGUGUUUGCUUUGGCAAAAAUAUUCAUAGCAAUGUUCAUAAGUAGCCUUGAGUGUGGCACUGAUACCAUUCAGACACAUGCAUUAUGUUGAUUAUAACCUUGCUGUUCAUAGAAAAAUGUGUAUGCAUGCGCGUGCAAAGAUCAUAAAAAAGUUUGAUCUUGUUAAACUGCACGCUGUAUAAUUUUUCUGAGAUGAAAGACACAGUAAACGGGCCAUACUAAUCUAUGAUCAUGAUAUGUAUUUAGUUACUGUACCAAGUCAGAUGGUGUAUGAUAUUUGAUGAAAGAUUCUCAAAAACGGUACUUGCACCAUGUUCCUGCUGCAAUGGUUUACUGAAAACAUUAAUAUGAACUAUGAAAGAAAGCGAGAACAAUAUGUCAAAUAUGUAUGUAUAUGAAGCAGAUAAUUUUCAUAUACUGAACAUUUAUGUUUAACUUGUGUAACAUUAAGGUUCAUGUAAAUUUAGUUUCUACAAAUAAAGUUUUAC